AGAAGAAUUCUCAAGGUGUAUUUCAUUCUCUCUUUUACACCACUUCAACUUCUAGUGAAAUAUCUGAUCAAUUAAUGGCUCAGUAUUUCUUUUUGUUUGUUUUGGUGUUUGCCAGCCAACUGAUGGCUGGAUUCAAUGCACCGCUACCGCUACCAUCUCCGUCAUAUGGAAAUCAUACAACCAUUCUCAGCAUAGACGGUGGUGGUAUCAGGGGCAUUAUUCCUGCGACUGUUCUUGAAUACUUAGACAAGGCUCUUAAGGCUAAGGAUCCAACAACAUCUUUAGCCCAUUAUUUUGAUGUGAUAUCAGGAACUAGUACUGGUGGCCUCAUGACUGCUAUGUUAGCAGCCCCAAACUCAUCUAAUGCCAAUAGUCCUCUCUUUACUCCCUCGGAAGUCGUGCAAUUCUACAAGAACUAUGGCCCUAAAAUAUUUGAACCUAGAGCUUGGUAUGAUCUUGACAAAUGUCCCAAAUUCAAUGGAGAGUUCUUACAUGAUAUAACUCGUAAGAUAUUGAAAGAAACACGACUGAAUAAAACAUUGACGAACGUGGUAAUACCAACUUUCGACGAGAGGAAAACCAAGCCAGUUAUAUUCUCAAACUAUAAGCUCAAGACGGAAACUUACUUAAAUGCCAAACUCUCAGAUAUAUGCAUCGGGACUUCGGCUGCACCGACUUAUCUACCGCCGCACCAAUUUCAGAAUGACGGUGUUCAAUUUGAUUUGGUUGAUGGUGCUAUGUCUGCUAAUAAUCCAGCGUUGGUUGCUGUGAGCGAAGUGAUACAACACAAUGAGCAUAAAGAAAUCCUGUUGCUGUCAUUAGGAACAGGAACAAUAAAAGCUGAGGAGAAGUUAUCUGGCAUCUUUGAUGGCUUGUGUCAACUUGAGUGGCUAGUUAGCAGCACUAACGUUUUUAGUGAGGCUCUAUAUAGUACAAACAUGAUCCACUACUAUCUUGCCACAGUGUUUCCAGGUGUUUUGCCUGCGGAUAACUAUCUUCGAAUUGAGGAGUAUAACCUGGAUCCAUCCAUGGAAGAAAUGGAUAAUGCUGACAAGAAAAACAUGGAUAAUCUUGUAAAGGUAGGAAAAAACCUCUUGCUCCAAAAAGCUUUGAGGAUGAAUGUGAAUACUUUUGUCCCAGUUGAACUAGACCAAACAAAUGCUGAAGCUCUUGACAGGUUGUCUGAGAAAUUAUAUGCAGAGAGGCAGUUGCGUCUGAAAAGGAAAUCUAUGGAAAAAGGAGGAAGCCGAAUUAUUGAAUCUGUCAAAGUCCCUUCUGGCCGAAUGCAUGCAACUUAAGCAAUAUUGUUAUUAGACGUAUUUGAAUAAAUGUCAUGUAUAUGACCUUAUAUUAUCCUGUGUGUUUUAUCCAUGUCUGUUGUAAUAAGGUUCAUUGCUUUUCGGGUUCUAUGUAACUCCUAAUUGGGUGGACCAUAUAUGGAUCCUGUUACAAGUUUCAAUGCUUUUGAGUUCUAUGUAACUCCUAAUUCCAAGCUCUAUUGGAAUUAAAUAUCAAUGUAUCCUUGUUUGUUGCUUUUC
This is a messenger RNA of Glycine soja, 1538 nucleotides long. Its product is annotated as patatin-like protein 3. Gene Ontology annotation, biological process: lipid metabolic process. Lineage: Eukaryota; Viridiplantae; Streptophyta; Magnoliopsida; Fabales; Fabaceae. The record is from RefSeq and is a predicted model, not a curated record. Bases 75 to 1298 code for a protein of 407 amino acids. Gene Ontology annotation, molecular function: monoacylglycerol lipase activity; glycerophospholipase activity. The transcript is spliced from 7 exons.